AUGCCAAGCAUUGAUCCAAAGAUCACAAGACAUCAUAUUCCUCUAUAUCCUGGCGCUAAUCCAAUAAAGCAAAAGCUCAGACAGAUGAAAGAGAAAGUCAUGAACAAAAUCUGGGAAGAAUUCCAAAAUCAACUUGAAGCUAGAUUUCUCGAGGUAGUGAAAUAUCCUAUCUGGAUUGCCAACGUAGUCCUUAUCCUUAAGAAAGAUGGAAAACUAUGUUUGUGUAUGUGUGUAGAUUAUUGGGAUCUAAACAACGCCAUCCCUAAAGAUCAUUUUCCUCUACCACACAUCGACAUACUAGUCGAUCAUGCCACUAGAGUAACAACAAACAUUAAGCCAAAAGAAGACCAUCUUCGUUCCAGUAUUAAACUUGGAUGCAGUGUAGUACCCGGAUAUCAUACAGAAGAGUACAAAGAUUUGUUCCAAAAUGGCCUGCCUGCUGUGAUAAACUGGAAUAAAAUUGUGGAUGAUGAUACUAGAGAUGAUCAGGAAGAUCUUAAUGAUAUCGAGGUGGUGCGGUCAAAGUAUGUUCAAGCCAUCAAACUAAUGUUGAAUUCAAAUGAUGAUGGACAAAUAAGUGCAUCUGCAUAUGACACAGCAUGGGUAGCUCUAAUAGAAGAUCCUGACAUUAGUGGACGCCCUCAGUUUCCAUUGGCUCUCCAAUGGAUUAUUGAGAAUCAACUUCAUGAUGGGUCAUGGGGUGAUGAGUUUAUAUUUGAAGCGCAUGACCGAAUACUCAAUACAAUGGCUUGUGUUGUCGCAUUGAAACAUUGGAACAUUCAUCCAGAUAAAUGUGAACAAGGAAUGUUAUUCAUAAGGGGGAACCUAAAGAAGCUUGAAGAUGAAAAAGCUGAGCACAUGCCUAUUGGGUUUGAAGUUGCUUUCCCUUCCCUAAUUGAAUUGGCAAAAAAAGUUGGCAUUGAAAUUCCUGAUGAUUCUCCACUCCUAAAUGAAAUCUAUUCAAGAAGAAACAUAAAGAUGAAAAGAAUACCCAAAGACAUAAUGCACAAAGUGCCCACAACACUGCUUCAUAGCUUGGAAGGAAUGCCAGAUCUCGACUGGGAAAAACUUAUGAAACUUCAGUCCCAAGAUGGUUCAUUCUUGUUCUCCCCAUCCUCCACUGCAUUUGCUCUCAGUCAGACCAAAGAACCCAAUUGUUUUGCAUACCUGGAAAGAAUUGUCAAUAAGUUCAAUGGAGGAGUUCCAAAUGUUUAUCCGGUGGACUUGUUCCAACGUAUUUGGAUGGUUGAUCGGCUUGAACGCCUUGGGAUAUCCCGGUAUUUCCAGCCAGAGAUUAAACAAUGUGUUGAAUAUGUUCACAAAUACUGGACCGAGGAUGGAAUAUGUUGGGCAAGAAAUUCAAAGGUUCAAGAUAUUGAUGAUACAGCCAUGGGAUUCAGAACUUUAAGGUUGCAUGGGUAUGAUGUCUCAGCAGAUGUGUUCAAGAAUUUUGAAAAAAACGGAGAGUUCUAUUGCUUUGCCGGACAAUCUACACAGGCAAUAACAGGAAUGCUUAAUCUUUAUAGAGGUUCACAAAUUAUAUUCCCAAACGAGCAUAUUCUUGAAGAUGCAAAGAAGUUCUCAUCCAAAUUCUUGAGAGAAAAACAAAUGGUGAAUGAGAUCUUUGAUAAAUGGAUCAUCACCAAGGACUUGCCUGGUGAGGUGAAGUAUGCCCUAGACGUGCCAUGGCAUGUUAGCUUGCCCCGCCUAGAGACAAGAUUCUACUUGGAACAGUAUGGUGGUCAAAAUGAUGUUUGGAUAGGCAAGACUUUAUACAGAAUGCCUUUUGUUAACAAUGACCUCUAUCUUGAGCUUGCAAAGAUUGAUUAUAACAACUGCCAAACAUUGCAUCAGCUGGAGUGGGACAUCAUUAAUAAAUGGUACAAUGAAAGCAACCUUAGCGAAUAUGGAAUGAGCGAAAACGGAGUCCUUUUAUCUUAUUAUUUGGCUGCAGCAUCCAUCUUUGAGCCCGAGAGAUCACAAGAACGUUUAGCAUGGGCUAAAACAUCGAUCCUGAUUGAGACAAUCAAGGGUUUCUUUAACCAGUCAGCAUCUUCAUUCAAGGAUGUAGCCGAUUUCAUCGAGGAGUUCAAAUCUAGCAACAACUCCCCAAACCUACAUUAUGAGCAUAAUAAUAUUAAUAGUCACAAAACAAAGGGACAACAGAAUGAAGGACUUGUGGGAACACUUAUAGGAAUCAUCAACAAGAUCUCACUUGACACCAUUGUCGCUCAUGGUAGAGAUAUUCGACCUCAUCUUCAUGAUGCUUGGGUGGCAUGGAUGAUGACAUGGAAGGAUGGAUUCAAGGGUGAAGCUGGUCUAAUAAUCCAGACAAUAAAUAUGUGUGCUGGUCAAUUUUCUAACAAUGAGGUACUCAUCAAUCCAGUACCGCUGUUUAAUCAAUUUCUAUUAACUUAUCUAAUGAAUUAUCGUUUACAUAUUAAGGUAUAUGAAGGUGGGGUGAUAAAUGGUGAUCAUGAUUCGAAAAGCAUUAAGAAGGAGGCAAUAAUGGAUGAGAUAGAAGGAAAAAUGCAAGAGCUUCUUCAGUUAGUGCUGUCUCCCUCAGCAGAUCAUAUCGACAAUGAGGUCAAGAAAACUUUUCUAAUAAUAGCCCGGAGCUGCUAUUAUGCGGCUUAUUUUAGCAGUGAGACUAUAACUUCUCACAUAGACAAAGUACUCUUUCAUAAUGUCAUUUGAU
Molecule: messenger RNA, 2698 nt
Organism: Impatiens glandulifera
Lineage: Eukaryota; Viridiplantae; Streptophyta; Magnoliopsida; Ericales; Balsaminaceae
Product: ent-copalyl diphosphate synthase 1-like
Exons: 14
Coding region: 1-2697 (898 amino acids)
Biological process (GO): gibberellin biosynthetic process
Cellular component (GO): chloroplast
Molecular function (GO): terpene synthase activity; magnesium ion binding
Source: RefSeq, a predicted model, not a curated record